CAGGUAUUUUUCGUAAGUAUGCUCAAGUCCUGUGUAUGGCACUUGACCCUUUACAUUCAUCAAGCUACGGAAAGUGCUAUGGCUUUCAAUGUGUCUCUUUGUAAUACGUAUGGUUCUGAAUUCAAGCCACUCUUUGUUAAAAGCAAAAUAUCCUUCCAUUAUUCUCAAUGUGCUGAAAGUGAACAUUUAAUUCUUAAAAGUGGAAACUGGAUGUGUGCAGAUUUAAGAAAAUCUGGUGGAAAAGGUAAUGCUGAGAGCUUCCCCUCGGUUGUAAGUUAUCCGAAAUUACCACGAAUUUCAUUGAGAACAGGAACUGUGGAAGCAUCCGAUUCCCUGUUUCAUCUUCGAUACGGCACUCAACUUAAGCGAGAAAAUGAAUUAGAAAUUGCACUGGAACUUAAAUGCGAGUUUAAAUUUUCCGAUUGCAGCAGUCUUUCAGAGAUCAUAAAAACUUCAUCUGCUUUUGCAUUGCCUACAAGUCUUCAUCAUCAGCAGUUUAGCUGUGAUCUAGGAAAUCUGUACAAAACUGGAAAGUUGUCCGAUAUCACUAUUACGGUCGGUUCCAAGACAUUCUCCGUGCACAAGAGUAUUGUUUGUGCACGAUCUGCGGUAUUUUGUAGAAUGUUUGAAAUAGAAAUGAAAGAAUCGGUAGGGAACCGUGUUGAUAUUUCAGACAUCGAUCCCGAUAUAAUGGACGAAAUACUUAUGUACAUGUAUUCAGGUUGGCUGAAAAAACCAUUGGAGGGUGAUAGAGCUGAAGAACUGUACGCAGUGGCUGAUAAAUACGAUAUUUUUACUCUCAAGGAAAAGUGCUCAACUUUUUUCAAAUCAGGUCUUUCUGCCAGUAAUGUAUGUCGAGUUCUGCAGUUAGCAGAUUUACAUUCAGAUGAUGAUUUGUAUAAGCAAGUAAUGAAAUUUCUUUCUCAAGAGUGGUAUAUUUUUUCUACCGUAGAAUGGCAAACAUUCACACUAUGUAACGGUAGUGUUGCGGCUAAAGUUCAAAAAGAUGUGAAAAAGGUGAAGCUAUAAAGGAAAAAGUAAUAAAAAUUAGCAUUUA
Molecule: messenger RNA, 1057 nt
Organism: Stegodyphus dumicola
Lineage: Eukaryota; Metazoa; Arthropoda; Arachnida; Araneae; Eresidae
Product: speckle-type POZ protein B-like
Source: RefSeq, a predicted model, not a curated record